Phyllostomus discolor (pale spear-nosed bat) is the source of this 2034-nucleotide messenger RNA. It is a transcript of the gene CDKN1A, whose product is annotated as cyclin dependent kinase inhibitor 1A. The record is from RefSeq and is a predicted model, not a curated record. Lineage: Eukaryota; Metazoa; Chordata; Mammalia; Chiroptera; Phyllostomidae. Gene Ontology annotation, molecular function: cyclin-dependent protein serine/threonine kinase inhibitor activity. Gene Ontology annotation, biological process: signal transduction by p53 class mediator; regulation of mitotic cell cycle. Gene Ontology annotation, cellular component: nucleus. The transcript has 3 exons. The coding region runs from base 112 to 606 and encodes 164 amino acids.
CCGACCUGCGGCAGCCACUGAGCUGUGAGCUGCUGCCCGAGUCGGUGGCUUGGAGAUCCGGAGCCGGUCGCGAUUCACCGAGACGCGGAGACCCGCAGAGCAACAGGCACCAUGUCCGAGCCGUCCCGUGAUCCCCGUCCGAUCCCCCGUGGCAGCAAGGUCUGCCGUCGCCUCUUCGGCCCAGUGGACAGUGAGCAGCUGCGUCGAGACUGUGAUGCGCUAAUGGCCAGCUGCGUGCAGGAGGCGUGUGAGCGAUGGAACUUCGACUUUGUCACUGAGACGCCGCUGGAGGGUGACUUCACCUGGGAGCGUGUGUGGGGCCCGGGCCUGCCCAAGGGCUACCUGUCUGCAGGGCCUCGGGGGAUCCAGGACAACCUGGGAGGAGGCAGGCUGCCCAGCAGCUCACCUGCCCUGCUGCAGGGGACAGUUCAGGAGGACCACCUGGACCUGUCACUGUCCUGCACCCUUGUGCCUCGCUCCCCUGAGAGACCUGAGGUGUCCCCAGGUGGACCUAGCACUUCUCAGGGCCGAAAGCGGCGGCAGACCAGCAUGACAGAUUUCUAUCACUCCAAACGCCGGCUGAUCUUGUCCAAGAGGAAGCCCUAACCCGCCAGCUGGAAGCCUCUCGCUCCCGGAAACAUGGGCUCCCCGCAGGCCCAUUCUACAUCUUUCCGCCUUAGUCCUACAGUUUGUGUGUCUUAAUUAUUAUGUCUGUUUUAAUUUAAACUCCUCCUCAUGUACAUAGUCUGCUUGUCACCACCCUCCCUCCCCUGCCAGCAGCUGGCAUUAGAAUUAUUUAAAGAAAACAUUAGACAGCAGAAUAAUACACUCACUAGAUUGCCCAGAUAUUUUUAUUACCCAAACUUUUAUUUAAAACCUCCUCAUUCUAUGCUCUCGACUUCUUUCCUCCCUGAGGUCAGGUGGGGUCAGCAUGACCCUCACCUGUUGGGUGGUGCUUUCUGGAGGGGUCUGGUUCCCUCUGGUCACUGUCUCAUGGACAGUGUGAAAUUCCACUCCUGUCCUUCAUUCUCAGAACUGAAUUCCUUAUAAUUUGAGAAGUAAAAAGAUAGCACUUUGAAGAGGACCCGGCAGAGUGAGGACAUAAUCCAAACUUGGGAGUCCCCUCGCUUCCUGUAAGGUUGGGUAUGGUGACCUUGAAGUGGGCACAGCCUGGAGCAGGGUGGGGGACUGGCACCCUCCUGGCCCUUGAUACCGACUCUGUCCUGUGACAGCACGGAGCAGGUAGGGUCCUGUAGCAAAGUCCACCUCCCCUCAUGCCCCCCUGCUGCCCACAGGGGUGGCUGCCACCCUGUUGGCUUCCCUGGGACUUUUCUAGGAGCCUCAGGUUCCCCUCUUUUCCAGCUGGGCUCUCAAGUCCCCUCUGCUCCUCUCCCCUCCUCCAUGUCCUUUCCCUCUGGUCCCCUCUCAGCCCUGGGAGGCUGCUCUGUGGGGCUCGUCCCCCAGCCCAGUUGACUGGAAGGGAGGGGCACACUAGAAGUAGGUUCCCCGGUUCUACCUCAGGCAGCUGGAGCAGCAAGCAUCCCCUCCUUUCAGCUCUGGGGGUGUGAGUCCUGGGUGGUCGGACAGGCCUCCUUGAGUGGGGCUCUGUCUGUGAUAGCGGCACAUAGGUGGGGGGAGCAGAUUUUUCUGGGAGGAAGAACAUGACACCAGCCCCUGGAACUCAUCCAAGGGCCUUUAGCAUUUGCUCCACCCCUCCCGCAUGUCAUCACACUUUGAAUAGCAACUGAGCAAGGAGUCGGGUGUUUUAAAUGGUGGGAGCAGAGGCUGUGGAUUGGGUUUGCCAAGUGGGCUAAUACGGGCCUGGGAGUUGUGAGUUAUCUUUCCUGACACUGAACAUUGAGCCUGUAGAGGGACUGAAGCACUUCGUGGGUCUGCUCCAAACGCCUUCCAGCUCCUGUAACACCUGGCCUGGACUGUCCUCUCUGCCUCCCCUUGUGUCCUGGUUCUCCUGUCUUUACCUAGACUGUGCACAUCUCAAGGGCAGGGGCCACGUCCUGUAUUGCUCUGUGUCCU